Phyllostomus discolor (pale spear-nosed bat) is the source of this 454-nucleotide messenger RNA. RefSeq names its product defensin beta 123 (gene DEFB123). The transcript is spliced from 2 exons. Gene Ontology annotation, cellular component: extracellular region. The record is from RefSeq and is a predicted model, not a curated record. NCBI's taxonomy places the organism in Eukaryota, Metazoa, Chordata, Mammalia, Chiroptera, Phyllostomidae. The coding region runs from base 143 to 349 and encodes 68 amino acids. Gene Ontology annotation, biological process: innate immune response.
GCCCGUCCGCAGCUGAGGGCACGUGUGGGGGGCAGCUGUUCGGAUUGGUCAAAGGGAGCGCACGCCAGAGAGGCCAGAGCUCUCCCCCGUUAGCUUUGCCUUCUCGUCGGACUUGCAACUUCACCCUGGGCCGCUUCCAGCCAUGAAGCUCCUUUGGGUGAUUUUGACUGCACUGCUGCUCUUGUCCCAGCUCACUCCAGGUGGCACCCAAAAAUGCUGGAAUCUUCAUGGGAAAUGCCGCCGCACGUGCUCCAAGAAGGAAAAGAUGUAUGUUUACUGCACAAAUAGUAAACCAUGCUGUGUGAAGUUCAAGUUCCAGCCGAAAAUACAAAGGCCAUGGUCACUCUGAGUUCUGUGAGGCCUGAAGCCGUAAUAAAAAUGCAGAUGAAGCUAUUCUGCGACUGACCCACCCCCCCUAGGAUCCCUGAGAUCAAUAAACACCUCUGGCCCUGAA